AAUGGUUUAGACGUUUAUUAGGAGCAUCCAUCAUCACUCACACUCACUACUUCCCUCAACUUUCACUUUCCAAUUGGGCAGAUUUUCCAAAAGCAACAAGGGAAUCAAACCUCCCUCCCUAGUCUCCACCACCUCCAACCCCAUUUCAUCAUAUGAUCCAUCCCCUCAAAAUUCACAAUGCUAUGGACACACCCCAAUUGACCCUCUCACUUUCACAGCUAUGAGAGAGCUCCACCAUCCCAUGGAGAUUCAACUCAAAAAAUGGCCAUCACCCAAAAUGACACCAAAAGAGUCACCACAACCACAACCAAUAGCCACCAAGCUGAAAUGGAAGAAAAUCUUCUUCCACACAAAAUCCAAAACCAAAACCCCACCAGAAGAGUUCCUCUGCCCCCUUUCCCGCUCCCUCAUGUCCGACCCCGUCAUCGUCUCCUCCGGUCACUCCUUCGAACGCGCCGCCGUGGAAGCCUGUAAAAAUCUAAACUUUACCCCCCAACUCCCCGACGGCACCACCCCCGAUUUCUCCACGCUCAUUCCCAACCUCGCCCUCAAAUCCGCCAUCCUCAAAUGGUGCCAAACCACCCAAACACCCCCUCCACACCCCCCCAACAACAACCUCGUACAAACCUUAAUCCCCUCCACCCCAAACCUCAUACCCUCCGACAAAGAUUCCAUUUUUAACCAAAACCCACACCACCACGCCGAAACCGAAAUCCCCAUUAGACCCACACACUUGUACUCGAGCUCCGAGGAAUCCAUAGCGACAACCUCAGCCUCCACGCCGCCGCUGCAACUCUCCACGCGCCGCAGUUGCUGCUGCUCCUCCUCCCCUUCUUCAUCGGAGCUGGAACCCGCCACAACCCCAGAAGAAGAAGAAAUCACCACAAGCCUCAAAAACCCCAAUUUCGACGUAGUCGAAGAAACACUCCUCUCUCUCAGAAAACUAACCAGAGUGAGAGAAGAAACAAGACUCCAACUUUGCACGCCACGUGUCCUCUCCGCGUUGCGUUCCCAUGUUUUAUCGAAACACGCGAACGUUCAAGUGAACGCUCUCGCCUCGCUGGUGAACCUCUCGCUGGAGAAAACCAACAAGGUGAAGAUCGUGCGGUCGGGGAUGGUUCCGCCGUUGAUCGAGGUUUUGAAGAAUGGAUCCUCUGAGGCGCAGGAGCACGGUGCGGGCGCCUUGUUCAGUUUAUCUCUCGACGAUGCUAACAAAACCGCCAUUGGGGUUUUGGGUGGUUUGGCGCCGUUGCUUCACAUGCUCCGAUCCGACAACGAGUUGACUCGCCACGACUCGGCCUUGGCGCUUUAUCAUUUGUCUUUGGUUCAGAGUAACCGGUCCAAGAUGGUUAAGCUCGGUUCGGUUCCGGUUCUUUUGAAAAUGGCUAAGGCGGGUCACAUGACGGGUCGGGUUUUAUUAAUUUUGGGAAACUUGGGUUCCGGGUCGGACGGGCGGGCCGCGAUGUUGGAUGCGGGUGUGGUGGAGUGUUUGGUCGGGUUACUGAGUCGGGCCGAGUUGACCAGGUCGACUCGGGAGAGCUGUGUGGCGGUGAUGUACGCGCUGAGUCAUGGCGGUUUGCGGUUCAAGGCGGUGGCGAAAGCGGCGGGGGUGGUGGAGGUGUUGCAAAAGUUUGAGAAGGUGGGGAGUGAGAGGGGGAGGCAUAAGGUGAGGAAGAUAUUGGAGGUUAUGAGGGCCAAGGAGGUGGAGGAGGAGGAUGUGGAUUGGGAAGAGUUGCUUGACUCGGGGCUGGGUUGCCGGACUCGGGGUCGACUCGGUGGUGGCUUGGACGAGUCGGGUGCUAACUCGGCCGAGUUUUGAGUACAGUGGAAUAUUUGUUUUUAUUUUUAAUGUAAUUAUUUGUUUCUUUUAGAAUAGAGUGUUAUUAAGGUUCUAUUGGUUUUUAUGUUGUUCUUUUUUUUACUAAAGAAACUCCAUUGUUUUAUGAUUUUUGAAGUUGGAUGGAGAAUUGGUAAAUGGGAAUAAUGUUUUUUUCAAUUUAAUUUGUGUUACCAUUGUAAAUUUUUUGGCUUAAUUAUAUUGUUUGUUUUCUUUAA
Cajanus cajan (pigeon pea) is the source of this 2055-nucleotide messenger RNA. RefSeq names its product RING/U-box superfamily protein with ARM repeat domain-containing protein. The record is from RefSeq and is a predicted model, not a curated record. Gene Ontology annotation, biological process: protein ubiquitination. Gene Ontology annotation, molecular function: protein binding; ubiquitin-protein transferase activity. NCBI's taxonomy places the organism in Eukaryota, Viridiplantae, Streptophyta, Magnoliopsida, Fabales, Fabaceae.